CAAGUUAUCUGGGAAAACCUUCAAUUUCAAGAGAAGCUAUAUCAGUCUAGUAUAUACUCAUGGACUUCUAUUCGAGGUUGCCAUUAAGUGUUCAAAUGGAUUCAUGUCUUCAACACCUCUGGUUAAAUGAAGCCAAAAACCAGAAUUUUGUAUUUUCACCCUUCUCAAUUAUUUAUGUAGCUCUUGGUUUAGUGACUUCUGGGUCAAAUGGUGGAACCUUGAAACAAUUGUUGGAGUUCCUCAACUCUGAUAGCCUCAAUCAUCUCAAUUCGGUCACUUCUCGACUGAUUGAAUUUGUAGAUCAAACGUGCGACCGUGGACCUAAACUGUCUUUCGUCAACGGUGUUUGGGUGGAGAAUUCUUGCACUCUAAAACCUUCUUUCAAAGAAGUUGUUAAUUCAGUCUAUGGAGCUCAAGCCGAGGCUGUGGAUUUUAUAAAUAAGGCCUCGGAAGCAAUGGAGAAGGUGAACAAAUGGGCUGAAAAGGAAACCAAUGGAUUAGUUAAGAAUCUUCUUCCUGAUGGAUCUGUCGAUGGAGACACUAGGCUUGUAUUAGCAAAUGCACUUUACUUCAAAGGAUCGUGGGACUUCAUAUUCGACAAAUCACAAACCAGGAGUGCAGAAUUUCAUCUCCUCGACGGAACUUCAGUUCAAGUCCCUUUCAUGACUAACAUGUUCGAACAGUUUGUUUCUUGCCAAAAGGGUUUUAAAGUUCUUCAACUUCCAUAUAGACAAGCCAAUUAUAGUAUUGAAAGAAACUUGUCUAUGUACAUAUAUUUACCUGACAGGAAAGAUGGAUUAGCUGAGCUGAUAGAGAAAAUGUCAGACUCUAAUUCAACAGGUUUCUUUGAUCGAAAUCUUCCCAGACAAAGAGUGCAGAUGAGAGAAUUCAUGAUCCCAAAAUUCAAGUUCUCAUUUGAGUUUGAAGCAUCAAGAGUUUUCAAGGACGACGUGGGAAUAAAUUUGCCUUUUGAUAUAGAACAAGCAGACCUCUCAGAGAUGGUAAAUGAAAAAAUUCAACUAUUUGUUUCAGGAGUUCAUCACAAGUGUACCGUUGAAGUUGAUGAAGUGGGAACUGAAGCUGCUGCUUCUACUGGUAUCGUCGUUAUGCUGCAAUGUCUCAGGCGUCCUGUCGACUUUGUAGCCGAUCAUCCCUUCGUGUUUACUAUCAGAGACAAUGUAAAUGGUGUUGUUUUGUUCAUGGGACAUGUCCUUAAUCCUCUAGGAUCUGAUGAAUGAUUAAUGAUCUUGCCCCUUGAGCUUGAAUUUACUGUGCAAUUCAUGCAUAUUAAGAAAUGCCUCUCAGCUGCAUCUAGAAACGUUUCUUCGGAGCUUGAAAUCAGAAAAUGUACGUUCCCAUGUUUCAAGUCUAUGUAAUAAGCAUAUGCUCUGCUUUGUUCCUUUUAUACCAUCUGUUGUCAUCUGUUAAUCUA
Molecule: messenger RNA, 1432 nt
Organism: Papaver somniferum (opium poppy)
Lineage: Eukaryota; Viridiplantae; Streptophyta; Magnoliopsida; Ranunculales; Papaveraceae
Product: serpin-ZX-like
Exons: 2
Coding region: 60-1238 (392 amino acids)
Molecular function (GO): serine-type endopeptidase inhibitor activity
Source: RefSeq, a predicted model, not a curated record